UUUCCCUUUGCUUUUGUCCUGCAGUCCCACCCGCUGUCCCUGUGCAACACCAGCGAGGAUGAACACACCGAAUCGGGAUUUAUCACCAUUGUCAAGCUUGAACAGCCAGAUCGGGAUCCCAACCCCUGCUUGUCGCUGGCUAACAAGGCAAAGCUGGCGGGGGAGCGUGGAGCCCGUGCAAUCCUUUUUGACAUUACUGAUGACGAAAGCGCUGCUGAUCAGCUGAGAAAGCCUAGAGGUCUGAGUCAGCCUGUGGUUCUCAUCAGGGGCCGUGAUGCCGAGCUUCUCAUGGGAGUUGUGAACAAGAACAGAGAGGCCCAUGUGAAGAUUGAGGUCAAGGAGCCACCAGCUUGGCCAGACUACGACGUGUGGAUUCUUCUCACGGUGGUCAGCACUGUGGUCGUCAUCAUUCUGAUUUUUGUUGUCCGCACAAAGUGCCAGCUGAACAGAACUCAGGACUCCUUGCAGCAGCAGACCAUGCAGGCCAUCGGGCAGCUAGCCACACGCAAGUACCAGGCAAGGUGCCGGCAGGCAUCACGGUGGGACUCAGCCAGCAGCUGCAGCUCGGCUCCGGUCUGUGCGAUUUGCCUGGAGGAGUUCAGCGAGGGCCAGGAACUGCGGAUCAUCUCGUGCUCCCACGAGUUUCACCGGGAGUGUGUUGACCCCUGGCUGCAGCAGCACCACACGUGUCCGCUUUGCAUGUUCAAUAUUCUCGCCAGAGACUCCGUGGACCGGGCUAUGGCCUCUGGCUCCAGGCUGGUCCCUAGGGACAUGGAGCCCGGACGGCGACUCCACCUUUUCCGCCAGCACCCAGGACAUGCCCUUUACCACCUCCCACACGCGUAUCCUCAGAGGAACUUCAGGAGCUUUCCCCCGGAGCCAGCCCAUGGCAACCCCUUCUUCCACUCUCCGGAGCUCUCCCAGCUGGGUUUUGGCACCAUCCACUACAUGCCCUACAGGCCAACCCCCUCCCUGCUCACCUGCAGCCGCCCGUCCCCCCUGGGCCCGGGCUUGCUGGGCCAGCAGCAUCCCAACCCCUCGGCAUGUGGGCAGACACUGCCACCCCACAGUACUUGUUCUCUCCAGCCCCAGCCCCCCUGCCUGGGGCUCAAGGCACCCCCGGUGCUCAGCCACAUCCACUACCACCACCACCAGCACCAUCACUACAGAAGGGAUGUGGAGUGUCCACCUGGGCGGGCCGGGCAGGGGCCUGGGCAGCGCAAAUCCCGGUACUCCGGGGCCAAGGUUGGCUUCCAGGGUGCUCGGACACAAAAGAGGACUGAGAAAAGCCAUCACUGUCAGGAGCCUCUGGAAGGCAGCACUGUGCUGCAGGAGGCAGCUCUGGCAGGACAGCCAGCCUGUUCCCAGCAAGUCUGGGAGCCCCCUCCUGCCCCUUCCGCUUCUGCAAACAGGUUGGACUUCAGUGUAGAUGCCAACAGACAAUUGGGAACAUCUGGCACAUCCCCUGUCCCGCUGCCCCCGAGACACAGCUUACAGAGCCGUCAUCACCGAAGGAAAAGAAAGUGUCCCCUGGAGCCUGACCCUGCUCUCCUGCUGGAGGACUCGGCCUUGCCCAAAGCCUGCGAUGCUCACCUUUCCCACGGCCAUCCCCCUGGCUACCGCUGCUCACCCGAAGUCCAGCCCCUCAUCCCAAGCGCUCCCCUGCCCUGCGGCUCGGGCUCUCGGCCGCUGUGGAAAUGUUUAAGGCCACAGACCGGCUCGGAGCUGAAAAGCACCCCCAGACACAGUCUUCACCUUCAGUGCCCAUCUCAGCAAGGUAGUCAGGGAUCUGAAGAGGAGGUCCAGGAUGUCCAUGAACACUCAGUUUAA
Eurypyga helias (sunbittern) is the source of this 1830-nucleotide messenger RNA. RefSeq names its product ring finger protein 43 (gene RNF43). Gene Ontology annotation, molecular function: frizzled binding; ubiquitin protein ligase activity. Gene Ontology annotation, biological process: ubiquitin-dependent protein catabolic process; Wnt receptor catabolic process. Lineage: Eukaryota; Metazoa; Chordata; Aves; Eurypygiformes; Eurypygidae. The annotation marks the transcript as partial. The transcript has 10 exons. The record is from RefSeq and is a predicted model, not a curated record.